Caenorhabditis angaria is the source of this 2141-nucleotide messenger RNA. The record is from the annotation of a GenBank genome assembly. NCBI's taxonomy places the organism in Eukaryota, Metazoa, Nematoda, Chromadorea, Rhabditida, Rhabditidae.
AUGAGAAAAUUGGCUGAAAAUGUGUUUCGAAAAUGUUUGGAGUCAGUGGAGCCGAAAAUGUGUGUUGAAAAGGUGGGUCUUGGUGCGAAAUUGGAUUUUGGCGCCUAAAAUCCACGUUGUUAUAUUGUUAUGAUCACGUAGAUUUUCAACAGAAAUUUCAAAGUUCCACUUAUUCCCGCCAAAUUUAUAUUCAAAAAUUUUGAAUUUUUUAGGCCCUCCAAAUCAGUGCAAAUUAUCUAUCAAUAACAAAUUCAAAACUCGACAAAAUCCCGAUCUCAAAUUCCACAAAUUUCGUCGUAAUUGGUUUUGGAAAAGCAGUUGUUGGAAUGUCAAAAGGAAUCAUUGAAAAAUUGCCAAAAAAUCAAACACAAAUUCAUCUAAUCGCUCCCAAAAAUCAACAAGGCGCGCAGAAUUUCGGGGAUAAUUUUGAGGUGAAUUUCGCAGCUCCAAAUAAUCUUCCCGAUGAGGAUUCUGUAUUUUACACCGAGAAACUAUUGGAGAAAAUCGAUGAGUUGGAUUCGCCUCAAACAAUUUUCAUUUUUCUAAUUUCUGGCGGUGGUUCGGCACUUUUUUGUUCACCAAUUGAUGGUGUAAAAUUAGCGGAGAAAUUAGAAAUUAUCAAGAUUUUGGUGAAAAAUGGGGCGACUAUUCAACAAUUGAAUAUUGUUAGGCAGAAGUUAUCAAAAGUUAAAGGAGGUGGAUUAUUGAAGGGAAUCAAGAAGGGAAAGGUGAGAACUUCAAAUUUUUCUCAACGUGGCGUUUUUCUUUAUUUUUUCAGAAAAAAAAACUUACGGCGCUUGGCAUUUUUAGAAAUAAAAAAUGAAAAAAAUUGUUCUGCUAAUUUUUUUCAAUUCGAUUUUGUUCCUUUUAUUCAAUUUGAUUUCAAAUUUCAUUUCAUUUUUUGGCGCGCCAAAUUCAAAUUUUUCCGUCUCGAGCUAAUUGGCUUCUGAAAAAUUUGAAAAAUCUUUCAGAUCUUCUCAAAAAAUAUCCCAACUAACUAAAUAAAUUUACCCCAUUUUUUCCGCCAAAAAUCUUCCUAAAUCCAGUUUUUGCAGGCAAUUUCAUUAAUUAUCUCGGAUAUAAUUGAUAAUCCUCUUGAAUUGAUUGCAAGUGGUCCAACUGUUCGUCGAAAUCCCAAAAAAUCCUACGAUUUCCCAAAUUUUGGCUGAUCUACAAAUUCCGAAAUCAUCUAUAAAACCGGAAAUUCUUGAAAUCCUUCUGAAACCUUCUGAAGAUCCAACUGCUGAAGCUCCAAAUUUGGUGCAAUUUCAAAACCACAUAAUAUCGUCGAAUUCUUUGGCUCUCGAAGCGAUCUACAGUAAUCUUCCAACAAACUACAGUACCCAAAUAAUAACAUCUAGUUUGUCUGGAAAUGCGACUGAAAUUGGGCAGGAAUUUGCGAGGAUUUUGAGGUCUCGCAACGCGAAUUUCGGAGAUGUAUUUGGUGCGAAGAUUCCAGAUUUGAAAUUUCCAAUGGCCUUGAUUUUUGGUGGAGAGACUACGGUGAUUUUAAAGGGAGAUGGUGAGUUUUUUGGGAGGGGGGUUAGAUAUUUAAAAGAAUUUUUUUUCUAAAAAAAAUUCCUACAGCGACUUGUGGUACUGUAGAUAGAGCUUCGGCAUCAUAAAUUCAACUACAGUAAUCUCAAAUCGUUUCGAGAAUUUUCAAACUUUCGAAUUUUUUAAGGAAAAAACACUAGGUGGCAAAUGAAUGCUAAAGUUAUUUCCGAAAAUUCUAAUCUUGAGAAAAAAUUUCCACGUGUCAUAUUAUUUGCAGGAAAAGGUGGACGAAAUCAAGAAAUGGUAUUAGCAUGUUUGAAUGAGUUACAAAAUCAAGAAAUCGAAUAUGAGUUCUGUUUUUUGAGUGCAGGUUUGUCAAGAAUUGUUUUCUUUCAAAGUCUUAUAAAAAAUUUAUAGGCACUGAUGGUCAAGAUGGUCCGACAAAUGCAGCUGGAGCUAUUAUUUCAAAUUCAGAUCUUCUCUCCGAAGAUCUGAAAACCUUGCCACCCUCGGAAUUCCUAGCAAAUUCAGAUUCAUGGAAUUUCUGGCGUCAAUUUCAGCAGGGAAAAUGUCAUUUGAUAACUGGACCAACUGGGACAAAUGUUAUGGAUAUUCAAAUUUUAUUGAUUGAUAGGAAACAAUGA